This is a messenger RNA of Lytechinus pictus (painted urchin), 4621 nucleotides long. RefSeq names its product josephin-2-like. Lineage: Eukaryota; Metazoa; Echinodermata; Echinoidea; Temnopleuroida; Toxopneustidae. Gene Ontology annotation, biological process: protein deubiquitination. The transcript has 5 exons. The record is from RefSeq and is a predicted model, not a curated record. Bases 379 to 924 code for a protein of 181 amino acids. Gene Ontology annotation, molecular function: cysteine-type deubiquitinase activity.
GAUAUUUCAUAGGUGCAGUGCAGUCGAGUCGAGUCUGAGAGAGAGUAGGGUGCUCAGAAUUAUCUUCUUUUUUUGUAAAACAUAAUCUUAUCAGCAACCCACACGUAGGUUUCCCUACAAGAUUGCCCUUAACUGGAAGCGCAAGUCCAUUAGGCGAUUAGCUAAUCUCCAAGGAUUAGUACAUGGGAUUAUGCAGGUCUAAAUGAUUAUCAAUGCAUCAUGAAACUUGAAUCAUAGCAAGAUCAACGACAGACAAGCACAAGCCUUCAAGCAGUAUGUACAGUGCUUCACAGGCAUUGCUUUGCUGAAUUUGCACAUGCUGACUCUGUGCACUUCCACAGAUCUGACAAAGUGACCUUUGACCUCCAAGGAGGUGUAAUGCCGAUCUACCACGAGAAGCAGCGUUGGGAGCUGUGUGCUCUCCAUGCCCUCAAUAAUGUGUUCCAGGAUGCCAAGGCUUUCAAUAAACAAUCCAUGGAUGAGCUCUGCCAGAGCUUAUCACCCGGUACGGUACUGAACCCACACAAGAGCAUGCUGGGACUGGGUAACUAUGAUGUGAAUGUCAUCAUGGCUGCUGUUCAGAGGAGAGAAUGUGAAGCGGUUUGGUGGGAUAAAAGAAGGAGUUUGGAACAACUUGAACUGGACAACAUCCUUGGGUUCAUCAUGAACGUACCCUCGCCCAUCCAGCUCGGCUUUGUCAGCGUUCCCAUCCGCCGCAAGCACUGGAUAGCCCUCCGCCACAUAGAGGGCGCCUUUUACAAUCUGGACUCCAAACUUGGCAAGCCGCAGACGAUCGGCGCCACCCCCGCAAUAUUCCUGGACUUUCUCCGCUCCCAGCUGAAGCAGAAAGGCUGCGAACUCUUGCUGAUUGUGGAGAGGGACGUUUGCGAACUGCGCACGUGGCUGCACGAGCCAACGUCUUGAUCUUAAGCCAGGAUCCUGAAUCGUCGCACCGUCAUAUCUUGUUGCCGUCAAGAAAUGGGUGUCGAGAUUCCCAGCAAUGCACUUCAUGCAAUCUCAAGCUACUUCAAGCAUCGAGCAAAUCACUUGUGUGUUCGAUGCAUGUCAGAUACUGUCUUUUACUAGUAUAUUGUGUAUUGACAUGUAACAGCCACACUCGGUCACUGCGUUGUACAUUUGCCUAUCCUGACCCUGAUGUUGAGGUAUACUUGCAUAGAGGAUCUGACUUAGAGACAGCCACCAAACCUGUCAAGGUUCUACAGUGCAUAGUCGUCUACAAGAUACAUUGUAUGCCACCCAGCUAUGGACCCAACUGGACAUCCCCUCAUCCAGGUGAAAGUGGAAAAGCAGCAAUUUUUGUAUGGAUUUGUAUGUAUCUUGGCUUUAUAAGCUCCCUCUAUGCUCUUUAUGCUACAUCAAUGUACAUGUAUUUCAGGUGAUGGAACUAAGGACCUAGAAUCUAUUGCUUUUUUAAGUCAUAAAAAAAACCAUAUAGGUCAUAUACAGAUAAAACUGCCCAAGUCAAAUCCUAAGAACCACAGAAAUUCGUUUGAAAUAGAGAAUGUAAAUAGCACAUAGGUCGACUUAGAUGAAUAUUCACGUACCGAUGAGGAAAGUAUAAAGGUUGACUUAACUCUUAAUGUGCCAUUCACUGUAAUCAGCGAGUGCCAUCUUAUUCAAAGAGUCUAUAUUUAAUUGUUUUAUUUAUAAAAAAAAGGGAAUCACUCCUGAGACAAUAAUGUUAAACCUGAACAAUAGGCUGAACUGAACAAUGGAAUCACUCAUGCAUGCAAUGCACUCCUCAAAGUACAAUAGGCAUAACAACGGCUGUAUGACCAUUGCACGAAAAUGUGUUCGUGGCACUCCAGUGGAUGCACAGAUAUGUGUUCAUGGCACGUUAAGGGUUAAAGCAGAGCAGAGUCCGCUGUAGAGGAUGUUCCUGCACGUCUUUAAUUUCCUCACAUAUCUACCUGUACAUGUACAGGUAUGUGAAGAAUGUUGAUAGGUGGUGAACUUCAUUUGACCUUUGUAAUGUAUCCUGGUGUACAAUAUUACAUCCCUCCCCCUAUGCACAUUUCAGAAAAUGAUUGAAAUACGAUUAAACAUUGCUACUGAGAGUCGAGCAUGGUUAUGGGGGGAGGAGGGAUUACCAAAUUUUGAAAUUCUGAUGGUAAAAAAAAAUCAUAUCUAAGCAGAGCAGGUAACUAUAUCAUAUCCUCAAAAUGCACUAAAAUAUGAAUUCUGGAACCUAAAAUCAGAAGAUUUUCUGCUGGAAGUGGUUUGAAUGAAGGUUUAACUGCAUUGAUGUUACAAUCACAAACUGCCAGACUUUUAUCUGUAAUGCAAGUUGCUCUUUAAGACUAAAUGGAGAAGGGGACCUGAGCAGUGUGUUUGUAUUAUAUUGGAUAGAUCAGACUGGGAUACUAGAGAUAUUCCUUGAGUUAGGGCCAAAAUUCCAUGAAUCACAGAGGAGCUGAAUAUUAGCCCGAACAAGUGGAAUAUUUAUGGUAUUCCAUGAAAUAGAGCUUUCCAAUAUGAUGAUUAUUAUCUAUUCCCUAAACCGUAAUGCGAGUGAGCAAAUCAUGUCACUUAACAUCACGUGCAGAUGUAGCCCCACUUCGUAAGAGCAGUUUGAUACUAAAAACGUGACUUAAAUUUGACUCUUUAUGACAAUAUUUAGUAUCACUGUGCACUAGGAUGCACAUUGCAUUGAUUAUUGUGCUCAAAGUCAUUUUCGUGCAUUUGCGUGUGCACAUUAGACUUAUCAAUAUGGUACAGUAUUGAACAACAAUUAUUCUUUAGUUUGUACGGGAGAUCAUCAGAUUUCGGUGCUUUGUGCAAUACGCUCUCAUACUGCAUAGGCAAAUGAUACACACCAAAAUAUGCUGUUUUAAUGCAUUGUUGAAACACCCUACAAUGUACAAUAUUCCUUGCCAAUUGCCACGAAGAAACAUCAAGUGCCACGAAGAAACAUCAAGUGCCACUUGUAAGGAAUUCCACCUAUAGGAAACAAAAGGUUCCCUCAAGAAUAGGUUUCUGGACAUCAACACCCUACAUGUAGCUCCUCCUACUCUGAGAUGACGUGACGUAUCCGCACUGAAUUUCCUGGGCUUAAUGUCAUUCUCAAUAAGGUCUGGGGCACAAUGUCUUCCUGGCUGCGAUCCGGGGCACAAUGUAAACCUCAUUAAGGUCAGGGGCACAAUGUCAUUCUCAAAGUCUAGGGCACAAUGUCUACCUGGAUUAGGAAUGAGGCACAAUGUCAUCCUGGAUGAGAUCCGUGGCACAAUGUCAACCUCGAUAAGGUCAGGGGCACAAUGUCAUUCUCAAUAAGGUCUGGGGCACAAUGUCAACCUGGAUGAUGAAUGAGGCACAAUGUCAUCCUGGCUGCAAUCCGGGGCACAAUGUCAACCUCAAUAAGGUCAGGGGCACAAUGUCAACCAGGGGAGUGUUUCAUCAACAUUUUCAUCCGACAAGUUGUCAGAUCUGACAUCUUUCUCUAUUGUUGAUUGGCUGAGAGGUACUGUUACUAUGGUAACUGUCGGAUGAAAUGGGACUUGUCGGAUAAAACGUCCGACAAGUCCUUUCAUGAAACGCCCCCCUGGAUGAUGAAUGAGGCACAAUGUCAUCCUGGCUGCGAUCCGGGGCACAAUGUCAACCUCAAUAAGGUCAGGGGCACAAUGUCAACCUCAAUAAGGUCAGGGGCACAUUGUCACCCUGGGUGAGAUCCAGGGCACCAUUUCAUGAACAUGUAGAAAAAAUAUUUUUGAAAAUAGUCCUUGUAAGCCUGGUAAACUUAAACCCGUGUAAAAUUGCAGUUGGCUUUGGUUCAACACAAAAUAUGCUUUUGAAUGAACUUCAAUAGACCAGUUCAAUAUAGGAAAUAUUAUAUUUUUUUGCAUUUUGGUAAUUAUGUAUGAGACUUUAUCCAUGUGAAUAUAUUUGUCUAGGUAAGAUUACAGAAUCAUAUGUUAUACAUGUGAGAGUGUAGUCUACGAGACCUAGGAGUCGUUCUCAGAAAAACGUCACAAUUCAUUCAUUGUUCUAACCGUCAUUUGGCCUACAACCUCACAAUCUUGUAGGUUUUCUGUUUGAUUUUUUGUAAUAACAUGGAUAGAUGGCCAUUGCACCAGAUAUGUGCUGGCUGAUCAGUGAUGCUUGAAAAUAUAAAAGGUUAAUUUGGUUAAUUAACAUCCGUAUUACAUGUAGUAUUAAAGUUUGGUUUAUAGAAAAUAAUUUGUAUUAUGCAUCUACAUGUCUAUUGUGGGCCCCGUAACACAAAGGUCGGUGAUUAAUCGCUAAUUCCGCUUAAUGAAAUGGCCUGUCAAGAUCAUCAUUGCAUGUGCACUCUGCUCAGUAGACCCACUAGGAACCAAUUGGAAUUGUUCUUUCAUAUUGGCGAAUAAUCACUAUUAACCUUUUGUGUUACGCAGUAACCCAAAAUGGGGAAUUUUCGUGAAAUUUUGACUUUUUUAGGAAAGGUUCAGAAAAUUGAAAAAUUCCAGGAAAUUCUGGCAAAAAAAAAGAAUUACAAUUAAACGUAGCAACUUUUAAAAUUCAUGUUAUAUUUAAAGAAUUGUUUACCUCGAUACAUAGCUCAAAUUUUCCGCUCGCGCUCCCCACUUGCAUUUCGUAAUUUUGUUCCUAUUUUGAAAGAGGACGU